GCAUAAACGUCGAAUCACAAAAUAUUUUCCAUAUUUUCUUUCUGCACAUUAAUAACCCAAUAAGUCACAGAAAAUGUCCGAUUCACCAAACGAACGCAAUUCGAACUCCAAGUCGAAUCUCAUUGAGGUGCAACAUGUUGGCGUUACAGCUAAACUUCAAUCGCCGCUCAAGAAUCUGCUGCAGUCAUCAUCUUCCUCGACAGAGACUGAAAAUGGUCUGCUCUUCAACGAGCGUCAUGGCCACAAACACAAGUACAACAAAUUCUCCAAUGACACCCAAGCUGACACGGAAACGGGCACCGAGAAGCCAUCCAAAGUAUUGUACGAAAUGCGCGCUGUCCGUGAAACAUCCACAGCUCAUCCGGGCAAACGCAAUGCGACGCCUUCGAAAAUCGAAUUCCAACUAUAUAAGACGGCUUCAAGACGUGCGCGUCGCACGAAAAGUACGCACGCAACUGGCGUGCAAUGCAGCGAAAAGAAAAGCAAGCGCAAACUUUUCGCCGAACGACAGAGUGUCAGCGCCAAGAAAGCAGCUAGUUGUUGCACUUGCUACGCUUACAGCCCACACACCAAAGAGAACACAAUCUUCCAGCGACUGCGGAAAUCGCUAGAUAACAUGCGGACAGCGCGGCCGCACAUCUCUAAACCGAAAGCGCCCAAAUGCAGUGAAAUUUUCAUUGAUCUACCCGAACCUUGCACCAGCAAUACGCAACAGCGCACGAAGGCGGACGAGGGUAAGCAACCAGAGCGGGAUGUCACACCACCGCCAGCGCGUGAGACGCGCAUUGGCAUCUAUCCCUUCGAACAUGGCUGUGCGGAAUAUUUACGCACAACUGAUUGUCAUCCACAGAUACUGUCCGUAGUGCUGGCCGAACGUGCCACCUACUAUGCGACGCGCUUUUGGGCGGAAUUCUUCGGAAGUUUACACAUAGGUGUCACUUUUGUGGUCACUUUUCUGCUGCAGGCAUAUCGUUUUGUGCUCUACUCGCUUGUGAAUACGCUGGUGGUGGGAUUUCUGCAUAUGACUUCAGAUUAUUUGAUCAAACCGAUUUUGACAGUAUUCUUCAAUGGGUUUCUACAGCCGCCACUUAUACUUGUUUACAAUAUCUUGACAUCCAUUCGUGAUAUCCUGGAGCCUGUGGCUGAUACAAUCAAUAAUUUCAUGCGGCCAGUGGCAACGGUGGGGAAGAGUUUACGCCUGGUGCAUGCCAACUACAAUACUAAGAAGUUUGAGAAGGAGGUUUGA
Messenger RNA from Rhagoletis pomonella (apple maggot), 1246 nucleotides. RefSeq lists its product as uncharacterized. The record is from RefSeq and is a predicted model, not a curated record. Bases 74 to 1246 code for a protein of 390 amino acids. The transcript has a single exon. Lineage: Eukaryota; Metazoa; Arthropoda; Insecta; Diptera; Tephritidae.